CUAAUUUACAUUCGUAUUGUAUUCCUAAAACAUUAUGGCUGGCUCUUAUGAUCGCGCGUUGACUGUCUUUUCACCGGACGGUCACUUAUUUCAAGUCGAAUAUGCUUUAGAAGCAGUGAGAAAAGGAACGUGUGCGGUUGGAAUCCGAGGUGAAGAUUGUGUAGUUCUUGGUGUGGAGAAAAAGUCUGUUCUUAAAUUACAAGAUCCUAGAACUGUGCGUAAGAUUGUCACCCUUGAUGACCAUGUAUGCAUGGCCUUUGCUGGUCUUAGUGCGGAUGCAAGAGUUCUUGUUAAUAAAGCUAGAAUAGAAUGUCAAAGUCAUAGACUCACUGUGGAAGAUCCCGUUUCAGUAGAGUAUAUCACGCGAUACAUUGCUGGAAUUCAACAGAAAUACACACAAAGUGGUGGUGUUCGGCCUUUUGGAAUUUCAACACUUAUUAUUGGAUUUGAUGCAAAUGACAAAGUACCAAGACUUUAUCAAACCGACCCAUCGGGUAUAUAUUCUGCAUGGAAGGCGAAUGCAAUUGGUAGAAGUUCAAAAACUGUUCGUGAAUUUUUGGAAAAGAAUUAUAAAGAAGGUUUGACAAAAGAAGAAUCCAUCAAAUUAGCGGUUAAAUCUCUUUUGGAAGUGGUACAAACCGGAGCGAAGAAUAUCGAGAUAGCAGUUAUGACAAGUGAUAGUGUGGUCAAGAAUUUGGAAAUCGAAGAAGUUGAAGCUAUCGUUAGUGAAAUUGAAAAGGAAAAAGAGGCUGAGGCAGAAAAGAAAAAGAAGCCAUCAACUUCUACUGCUCAAUAAAUAAAAAUUCUUUUUAUAAGAUGUAUUUUAAAUUUAUGUGUAUAUUUUGUUUCUCGAAAAAAAAAAACUAAUGGUGUUAAAUAAAUUAAAUUUGACGAACAAAUUAUUU
Rhizophagus irregularis DAOM 181602=DAOM 197198 is the source of this 905-nucleotide messenger RNA. RefSeq names its product phenylacrylic acid decarboxylase. Gene Ontology annotation, cellular component: proteasome core complex; proteasome core complex, alpha-subunit complex; nucleus. The record is from RefSeq and is a predicted model, not a curated record. Lineage: Eukaryota; Fungi; Glomeromycota; Glomeromycetes; Glomerales; Glomeraceae. Gene Ontology annotation, biological process: proteasomal protein catabolic process; ubiquitin-dependent protein catabolic process.